This is a messenger RNA of Bactrocera oleae (olive fruit fly), 1265 nucleotides long. RefSeq names its product probable RNA methyltransferase CG11342. The record is from RefSeq and is a predicted model, not a curated record. Gene Ontology annotation, cellular component: cytoplasm. NCBI's taxonomy places the organism in Eukaryota, Metazoa, Arthropoda, Insecta, Diptera, Tephritidae. Gene Ontology annotation, molecular function: O-methyltransferase activity; RNA methyltransferase activity. Gene Ontology annotation, biological process: negative regulation of pre-miRNA processing.
ACUUGUAUUAAAUAAAAUUACAAGCAAAAACUGGCAGAUAUAUAUUUUAUUCACUUAUUUUAUUACAUCAUUUAUUUUCAAACCUAUUUAUUUAAUUUUAAAUCAUUCCAAUUAUCCUUACUUUACUGUUGCCAACAUGUAAACUUUGCAUAAAUGUACAUAUAGCAAAGAAUGUAGAUUAUAUACAUAUAUAUAUAUUUUACAUUCUCUGUGGCUAGUAUGCAUACAGAUGUGCAAAUGUCAUUGCAAACAGCUGUAUAAACAAAAGUACAUAACUACCCAACAAAUAAUGGAAUACCGAAAUAAUGAUCCUGGAGCUGUACAAUAUGGAAACUUCAUAAACUACUAUGAUUUCAAUAACGCAGGACAACGUUUAAAACUACUACCACGCGAUGUGUGGAUUGACACUGAGAAUCCCCAUUCUGGUGAGCCCUACUUGGUACUCGAUAUUGGCUGCAAUGCUGGAAACCUGACUCAACUGUUGUUUACAUUUUUAAAUGAAUGCGUUGGUGCAACGCAUGGUCGUAAUAUACAAAUACUAGGUGUUGACAUCGAUUCAGAUUUAGUAAAGCGAGCUAAAACAGGAAAUGAAUUUCCGUCAAAUGUGAGUUAUGAUCAUCUGGAUGUUAUGGAUUCAAAUGGGUCUUAUCAAAUUAAAGAAUAUUUACACAAAUGGAAUCGUAAAACUUUUGACGUGGUUUGUAGUUUUUCUGUAACCAUGUGGAUUCAUUUGAACCAUGGCGACGACGGUUUAAAACUAUUUCUAGAGAAGCUUUGUGACUUGGCUGAAUUGCUUGUUGUUGAACCACAACCAUGGAAAUGUUAUCAAACAGCAUUACGACGAAUGAAAAGAGCUGGCGAUGAAUUUCCCCUUUAUAAAGCUCUGCAAUGGCGUACAAAUGUAGAAGAAUGCAUACAAGUUUUCUUAGAAAGUAGUUUGGGAAGAAAAAAAGUGUUUGAAUGUUUACCCACUCGAUGGCAGAGGCGUAUUUGCUUUUAUCGGUGACAUGGUUGUUUCAAAAUGAGUUCCAAUCAUCUUUGAAAUAUAUAAUUUAUAUACAUUUACUUUUUUUUAAAAAAUAAAUUAGAAUUACAUUGACAAUCAUAAUUGUAAAAACUAAGCUCUCCAUAGAUUUUGUAUUAAUAUAUAUAUAUAUAUAUAUGUAUGCAGUAUAUACUUAGUGAUAAAUUUAUUGUUAUAAGGUUAUAAUAAACAGUUAAUUUGAGCGAUCCCAUCGCCAAAUGGUGCCAUCAUCACAAACACA